AUGUCAUUUUAUCACAAUAAAGAUGAUUGUAUUGUUGAUUGAAAUUUUUUUUGUGAAUAAACUAGAACUAGUGGGACGUAACAGUGGUGCUAGUUGUUUUUCAAACUAUUAGUUUAAUGUCGAGACAAAAAGAUAAUAGUGGUGUGUUGAAGCAACUUUGAACAUAACCUCUUUUUACGCAAGAGCAAUUAUUUUAUUUGAAGAAAAUUGAUUUUAACACAGCCUGAACUUGUAAAUAAUUUAAAUUGGUGUGGAAUCAUUUAAAAUCAUCGACGGAAUAAUAAUAACAAUAGUCUAGUUUUAUAAAUGUCAAAUGUCAAUUAUUAAUAACCAAGUGUGAAUAAGAAAUUUUCUGGGUGAAAAAAUAUUGUGUUUCUUAUUAUAAUUAAACAAAAUGACGAGUACGGCCAUGGAGGAGUACGAGUUAAUGAAAGAUGCCAAAUAUCGGAUGUAUGUGGCUGCCAUAGAUAAGGCUUUGAAGAAUUUUGAAUACACAUCUGAAUGGGCUGAUCUUAUAUCAGCUCUAGGAAAACUAAAUAAGGUGUUAUCAACUUAUAUGAAAUUCCCAGUAAUUCCUAGAAGAAUUAAGAUAAGCAAACGCCUUGCACAAUGUAUGCAUCCAGCAUUGCCUUCUGGAGUCCAUCUUAAAGCGUUAGAAACAUACGAUAUCAUUUUUAGAUGCAUGGGGACAAAUCGGCUUUCCCAAGAACUGUUUAUUUAUAGCGCUGGAUUGUUUCCAUUAUUGGGUCACGCUGCAAUGAAUAUUAGACCAACUUUGCUAACAAUUUACGAAACACACUUUGUACCUUUACGAGAACGACUACGUCCGGCCCUUAGCGGUUUUCUUAGUGGCGUUUUGCCAGGUUUAGAGACGGGUUCCGAUCAUUUUGAUAGAACUAAUACUUUAUUAGAAAAUAUUUGCGACGGUGUUGGUUCGAAAUAUUUUUACACUUGCAUAUGGCAAUGUGUUACAAACAACAGUCCGGUGAGAUUACCAGCCAUUAGUUACGUUUUGACCCAUUAUAGCAGGAAAUUACCAAUGGAUGACCAGUUAUAUCUGAUGGGACAUGAUAUUGAUCUUAUGGUUUGUGGUUUGUGUGCCGCAGUUCAAGAUUCGAGUGUUUUGGUACAAAGAUCGGCUCUAGAUUUAUUAAUGGUGUGUUUUCCUAUGCAUAAUAAACAACUAUUAUAUGCAGAUAUGGUCCGACUUGUAACUGCUGCUUUAUCAACGAUACUGAGACGAGAUAUGUCACUAAACAGGCGUCUUUACUCGUGGCUUGUUGAAGGUGACGCAAACACAUCUAAUCAAGUAGAAAACGAAAAUACUACAAUCUCCGAAUCACAUAGUUCAAUUGCUUACGAUUUACUAAACGACGCUAUUAGAAUAAUUUUACGUAAAAGUAGUACUGAGGUGCCCUUAGAUAUCAAACCUUAUAGACUUUUAACAUCUUUAUUCGAUAAACCGCAAAUAGGACCUGUUAUUUUAGACAGCAUUUUAUACGAUGUUUUUCGGACGUUAUACCUAUCUUGUUUACAACAACAAAAACAAAAGAACAGUACCGUUAGAUGUGUUUCUUUUAAUGGUGAUUUGACAAGUUUAAAAAACACGGACGAAACCGUAUUAAAUAAACAAUUUGUGACGAAAAAAUGUCAAGAAUUGGUGAAAAACGCAAAUUUGAUAUUCAACACGUUGCAGAAUUAUUACAUUUGGUCAUACAUUGAAAAAUUGUACGCCAAUGCAGUGGAAAAUAUAAAGAAUUAUAAAACGAGGGAUAGGUGUCAAGUUAACGAAAUCGGAGCUGGCCCUCCACACAUUUUAGAAAUUUGUAUUCUGACUGAGUUUUUAUUGGAAGUGAUACCAAUUGAGUCGUAUGCGGAGACAACAUCAAAUAUUCUACCGAAUUUAUUUAAUAAAAUUGUUACAACUUUAAAAAUGAAUAUCGAACUUGUGAAUCAGUAUGAAAUAGAGCAUAGUUUGCUUUUGUGUACGAAAAUCUUGACGAAAAUUCAACCGGUGACAGUGACACAAAUCAAAGAAGUUGAUGUAGAGGCCUCGGAAACGGAAAAAUCAAUCGAGACUUCAGUUGUGAUUUUAAGUGAGGAGCCGAGAACCGCUCUUGAAAAAAGCAAAUCAGACUCGAAGAUUAACGAAAAUCUGAACAAAAACGAACUGACUAUAGAUGAUUCGAGUCGAGAGCGAUCCUACAGUAAUCAAAUGUUGAAGAAAAAGGACAAAACUAGUCCAAAAAUCGAAAAAAAGUCAAAAAAUAAAAAAUCAAAAUCGAGUUCGAAACUGUACGAAUUGAACAAGAAUGAGCUUGAAUCGGAGACCGCCGUCGAGGAGCCCCUCUCAGAGCUACCGAAAAUAGUCAAAACUGCUAAAAUUGAAAACAAAUACUUUCUGAGUUGUUUAGACGAAUACAAAAAGUUCUAUGUGAUAUUCAUUGCGUCGAAAGUCUUGCCCGAUGUGGAAAUGAGCACUUUUUACGAAAAAUUACUCUGCGAUAAAGAUGAAAGAACGAAUCGCUUGAUAAAACUAUUAGAAGAGUGUUUACAAAAAGAUAGUGAGUUUAGUCCAGUUGAUUUUAGUAAUAUAAUAACGAAAAACGAAAUUUUGACAGCGACGAAUAUAGUAUCGGAAAAUGCAACAUGCGAUUACGAAUCAGCGAUGAACGUUGCCUCGAAUGUUCUUUUGGAGUUUUCAGCGUUUCCAAAUUUGAUUGGUUGUGAUUUUGAUCGUGUAAUGCCACAAUGGCUGCAAGCUUUGAUUGUGGCGGCAUGUUGUAAGGAGUCGUCGAGAGAGAUACAGAUUACAGCCAUGAGUACGCUUUUGGAAAUUUUCAGUUUAGCAAAAAAUCAAAAUUUUAUGAAAAAAGAUGAUUGUAAUACGAAUAUUGUCAUCACGGGGAUUCUAGAGCGCGAACAUGUGCUAUUCAUUGAGGAAAAUACUAUUGUUAUAGAAGAAAUGUCUCAGAUUUUGUGGAAUUUAUUGGGGGUUUUGAAUAACCAGAAACAGUUACUCUUGUGUGUAACUCUUUUAUAUCAAAUACAUAACACUUUUGACAAUAAACCGUUUGUGGAGCAAGUUAUUAACAAAUAUCUGACGAAUGAAAAUAUUUGUACGGAUUUUAUGAAGAGGUUUUUUCUCUUGUGGCAUUUGGGGAGAGACUUGAACAUCAAAGUUUCACCCAAUAUGACAAAUGUAAGAAAUUUUGACAGAUCUCUGAUGAAAGUCCUCGACAACUUGCAAAACAUCGAAAAACCAAACAUCCAACUACUUGCGGAAUCUUUUCUAACACACAGUCUCCUUCAUGGUGAUGUUCCUCGAAUCAUUAAUCCAAUGCUAGUAAAACUAUUGGCCUCCAACACUGCCAGAGUGUCUAUUCGUCACGUGAACAUCAACGAUUCAGAUGCCCAAAGCGAAGUUACAAUUCAAGACAAUCAAAAAACCGAAGAAUAUCAAACGAAAAAAAUCUACGCUGUGAGUAGCCAAAACGGCAACAUUAUGUAUCACUUGACCAGCGAUCAAGACCAAAAGCCUGCCAAAAGAAAAUGGUUUACAUUUUCGAAAGGAGGCAAAAAAUUCUCACCUACUGUAGUCAAUAUGACAACGAGUGUCGUCGACGAUUUAAAUGUAGUAACAAGAAAAAACAAAGAUUAUAAAAACGUACGGACAACACCGAAAUUGGACAAAAGUUCAAAAGGAAACAUGAAAGUGAUUAUAAACCCAUUAAGUUCGAAAGAGAUUUAUUCGGAUGGGCUUAACGGCUCGUAUUCAAAACUCGACGUUAAUAGGUCUUCCACGGAAAGUUUAAGUUCGAGUAAUGAAGAGAGUCCGGAUUCGUUAUUCAAAUCGUUGCCUCCGGAACCGGAAAGGGAUUCCGGAUACGAGUCAUUCAUUCGGAGUAAAACCCAACUGGACUUAAUUUCGAAUUCUUCAAAUAAACUCCUUGAGAGUAUUGAACCGAUUUCUGAUGGUAUUAAAGAUGAUACUUUGAUAAAUGGCAACGUUACGAAAAUCCCCAAAUCGCAGAGUUUUGAUGAGAAGUGUUGCAACGGAAAGAGUGACGAAAUGGAGAGUUCUUUGGUACAUAGUUGGUCAUAUUGUAUCUCUGACUCGGAUAAUUUAAACGCCGAGCUUGAAAUCAGUACAAGUGCUGAGGAGUUUUUCAAUAAAAGUGACAACACUGUAGUGACUGAAAUUUUAAAUGAAGUGUUGGAUAAAGUGUGCGAAUUGAUUGAUAAUAACAAUCACACACCGACUAGACCGACUGAUCUUGAUUUGAGGUCGAAAAUAACAGUUUAUUCGUCUAAAAACUGUGUUUUAUAUCCAAUUCAUUCACAUAUUUGUCUAUAUUAUGAAGUUUUCGAUUCGAAUCAGAUACUUUAUGCUCUUCAAACUCUGAAAAAUUGCAUCUUGUCCAACCCUCAAUUGUUUAUCAAGUGUUUGGCGACGAGUGGCAUCAAAGAUUUGAGAAAUAAUGACGUUUUGAAUUUACUCGCGAGACACCGAAAGUCAGUUUUGGGGUAUAGUUUUUCCGGAAAAUUAAAUUCCGAGUAUUUGAAUUUUUAUCGUGGAUAUAUGUUUUUGGACGUUGUCAUUUUGAUUUGUUUGAAUUAUGCGAGGACGUUUUAUCCGCAUUUAGACGAUUUAAAUGUCACAAAUGACGACUUGGAGAGUAAUUUUAAAAUUCAAAUAGAAAGUUUGGAAAUUUUGGAUGUGAUUAUUAAAAAAUUGAUUACAAUGGUUAGUGAAAAUUCGAAAGGUUUUGCUAGUUAUAUUGGCGAUAUGUUGAUUAAAUGUAAGCUCCAAAAAGUUGUGUUGCAUUGUUUGUUGACUUCGGUGAGAAAUUUUGACGAAGAGAUGACUUUUGCUGAAGAAGUUUUAUUGUUUAAUAAUUUUCAAUUGUAUGAUGCUAAUCGUAAAGUAGGAGAUCAUGUGGAAGCUUAUCAAACUCGUCUUCUGAGAUUGAUCCACUCGUUGAUAAUUUUGGAGUACCACGUGUUUUCAUCUGCACCACCAGUUAGUAGUUCUUCCCAAGAAUCAGUAACGUUUUCAACUGGCGAAAAUUUAAACUACACCCCAACAAUCCUAAUCCCUCAACAAAAUAUAUUUUUGUCGGCGGUAAUGAGCGCUUUACGGCACACACACAUGAAAAAUUUGCACGAAAAAUGGUUAAAUAUGAUUACAUGUUGUCUUCCGUAUUUUGGAGAAAACAUUAAACAAAUCACAAUUAGUGUAAUUCACCAGAUUUGCAACAACAUUGAGGAGUUAGCAAGUAAAUAUACACAGUCAGAAAUCCACGGUGAAAUUUGUUCGGAUUAUGCCGUUACUCAACUUGAAUCGUUGACGAUUUUAUGUCAUUAUUGUUUACUGGAUUCAUCACAAACUGUGAAUCAGUUGAAUAUUCCCGCCAAUUCGAGUACACCGAUCAGUAAUCCGGGUGAAAUUUUCAAUAAUUUGGUCAGUGCAUUUUUUGCUCCAGUCGGAUUAGAUAAUUCGACAUCGAAACAGAAUUCGGAUUAUUAUCAGAAUGCAAGAAAAACGAUUUUAAGUCAUAUGCCGAGGAUAAUUUCAAGUGUUGCUAAAUUGUGGCAAACUAUAGUUAAUUUGGAAAAUGACAAUAAUGGGGUAUAUGGGAGUUCGAAAGUUGUCAAACAACAACUCUUAGAGUUUCUUAGUCCUAUUUCUGUUAAUCAUGGAGCGAGUUUUUUGGCUGCGAUUGCGGUCGCUUGGUACGAAAGGAGAAACCUUUUUACUAGUAUUAAAGCGGUUUUGCCCGAACCCAACGCCGGCCAGAAUAAUUUAGUUUACCUGAUAUCAGCUAUAAGAGUCAUUCCACUUGAUAAUUUAGUACAAACUGUAACUGCUGUGAUAAAAAACCCUCCUCCUACUGAAGGUCUCAGUGCCGACAUUUGUUUAGAUGUCUCCGUUUUAGAAUUGUUUUAUUGUUAUAUGCGUAAUGCCUCACCAACUCAGUUAACAGAAGCUUGGAAUUCUUUACUUGCCCUAAUCAGAGAAGGUUGUUCGUUGAGUCCUCCUGCACAAUUUCUUUUAGCUGCUUUAUUGCACGAAUUAAUGAUAAAAUGUUGUCCACUUGAAGAGAGGAAAGAUCAAAAAGACUUGCAAGAUGUUACAGCCAAAUUGAUUGAGUGUAUCUCGCAAGUAUGUGGUUCUUGUUUGGAGCAAACAACAUGGUUGAGAAGAAAUUUAGCUGUGAAAGAACAAGACGAAGAUUUAACACCUGAUAGCAAUAGUUUGACAGGAUCUAGUUCUGAUCUUGUCGUUGGAAAUAGUCACAGUGUUCAAGCACAAUUGGUUUUGUCCGAAAUUUUGGCUCCGAUUCUAGAUAUCUGUUUCGGUUCUUCGGAAAAAGAUAAAGUGGUGACAAUUUUAACAUCUCUCAUGUAUAAUAUCGUUCCGUAUCUCAAAACACAUACAAUGAAAAAUAUGCCCAGUUUUCAUGCCUGUUCAAAGUUAUUGGCAGCUCUUAGUAGUUACCAAUAUACAAGGAAAGCAUGGAAGAAAGAUGUGUUUGAGUUGCUUCUCGAUAAUUCGUUGUUUCAAAUGGAUUAUAACUGUAUAAAAUAUUGGAAAAUUAUUGUCGAUAAUUUGAUGACGCACGACAAUACCACCUUCAGGGAUUUGAUGAGUCGAGUUUCUUUGACCCAGAGCGGUAGUUUGAGCAUAUUUUCGUCCAGGGAACAGGAGUAUGAACAAAGGGCACAAUUACUAAAACGUCUCGCGUACGUGAUAUUUUGUAGUGAAAUGGACCAAUAUGCCAAAUAUAUGCCGGAUAUACAAGAACAAUUAACAAGUAGUCUGAGACUGAACGUGCCAGGUGUACAAGCACAAGUUUUUCUUUGUUUUCGUGUAAUUCUAAUCAGAAUGAGUCCGAUGCACAUUACAUCGCUUUGGCCUAUUAUUAUAAGCGAAAUGUUGCAAGUAUUCCUUCAAAUCGAGCAAGAACUAUUGACUGACACCGAGGAGUUUAGGACGGGCAACAGUUAUCAUAUAAAAUUGUUAUCAAGUCUUGAUGCAAGUUGGUCGACGAAUAGCAACAAUGGAUUGCACGCCUUGGGCCACCCUCAUUGGUUGAGACUACAGUUGGCAACGGCAAAAUUACUAGAUUUGGCGUUGUUGUUGCCUGCUGUGACUUUACCCCAGUUUCAAAUGUAUCGAUGGGCUUUUGUCGGGGAUGAUUUAGAGAGGCUUCACAGUUCAGCGGGUGCAUCUUUUAUUCCACACGUGGUCAGGAUAGCCAAUCUUAUGGAUAAAAAAUUCACCGAUACUCAAAUCGAAACUCUGCCAAUGAAACGGAAUGAACUACUACUAACGAUGAACAGUAUUAAUCAACUAAAAGAUUUGCACAGUUUUUUUAAAACUCUUAGUUUAUGUUCUAACCGUCAUAGGACAGAAUGUGGUAAAAUCACCACUAGCGAUCAUCACACUUUAAAUGAUAGACAGUCUGAUAAAAAAUUAAUUAUGAUCUUAGAGAAAAUCGACAAAGUCAUUGAAAUGGAUUUUCUUGAUAAAAUUCCGCGAUAAGUGUAUUUUUUUUAUUUUCCAACAAAGUUCAGUAUUGGAAAAUGUCUCUACGUGGCAACUUAUUGUUUUGUUAUAUCAAAUAGUUUGUGUUUAUUUAUUGACUUGUUAUUGCGGGUGUAAUUUUAUUGUACAUAUGAUUAGCAUUUAAAAGAUUGUGAUUUUAUAUUGUGAUGUAAGAUGUUAGCAUUGCCUAAAUGUAAUUAUUUGUAUUUAACUCUGUAGAUAAUUAAUUAUACACUUUGCUAAAAUAAGCAUAUUGGGAUAAAAU
Molecule: messenger RNA, 7817 nt
Organism: Tribolium madens (black flour beetle)
Lineage: Eukaryota; Metazoa; Arthropoda; Insecta; Coleoptera; Tenebrionidae
Product: protein dopey-1 homolog
Exons: 18
Coding region: 395-7549 (2384 amino acids)
Biological process (GO): Golgi to endosome transport
Cellular component (GO): endosome; trans-Golgi network
Source: RefSeq, a predicted model, not a curated record